Messenger RNA from Archocentrus centrarchus (flier cichlid), 8753 nucleotides. RefSeq names its product Ral GTPase activating protein catalytic subunit alpha 2 (gene ralgapa2). The transcript is spliced from 42 exons. Gene Ontology annotation, cellular component: nucleus; cytoplasm. Lineage: Eukaryota; Metazoa; Chordata; Actinopteri; Cichliformes; Cichlidae. The record is from RefSeq and is a predicted model, not a curated record. Gene Ontology annotation, biological process: regulation of small GTPase mediated signal transduction; positive regulation of GTPase activity. Gene Ontology annotation, molecular function: GTPase activator activity. The coding region runs from base 144 to 6362 and encodes 2072 amino acids.
CAAAAACAGGACACAGCAGCGGCCGUCGUGCGGCUGUUUACCGAGCACAGAGUGGCGGAGAGGAAAGUGACAGCCACACGGGAGGCUCGGUGUAUGGUGCAGCACAGGUGAUUUCAGCGUCCACGGUCGCAUUUUAAAGCGUAAUGUUCACUCGAAGGGGGCAUGGAGACGUCAAGAAAUCUACACAGAAAGUUCUGGACCCAAAGAAGGAUGUUUUUACCCGGUUCAAACACCUCCGGACUCUGUUAGAUAUCAUUGACAAGAGUGAUUUGAAGACGUUCUUUGAGAGCAACAGUUCUCAGAUUUAUUUUAUCUUCUAUGAAAAUUUCAUUACACUGGAAAGCAACUUAAAACAAAAAGGGAACAAAUCUCAAAGGGAGGAGCUGGACUCUAUCCUCUUUAUUUUUGAAAAAAUCCUGCAGAAUCUGCCUGAGAGGAUCUACAACAGAUGGCAGUUUCACAGUAUAGGUUCUAUUCUCAAAAAGCUUCUACACACUGGAAAUUCAUUCAAAAUACGCUGUGAGGGAAUCCGUCUAUUCCUGCUGUGGCUGCAGGCCCUUAGGGACCACUGUGCAGAGGAGCAGUUCCUCAUCUUUGCCUGCCUAGUGCCAGGAUUCCCCGCUGUGCCCUCAUCUAGAGGGCCGUGCACCCUUGACACCAUCAUUUACAAUCCUUUCUCCAACACCCCAGAGGCCAAGGUGGUGCCUGAGGAGAUUACCCCACUGGUUCCAGCUGUGGCGGGAGAAAAAGCCUCAGAUGACCCGACCUGCUACAUCCUAGAAACGCUGCUCAAGUACAUGGUCAUCCAGGCAUCCAGUUUAGAAUGGAAGAACAAAGAGAACCAGGACACCGGCUUCAGGUUUCUCUUUACCCUGUUCAAGAAGUACUACCUUCCACAUCUGUUCCCCGCUUUCACCAAGCUUACAAACCUCUACAAGCCUUUAUUAGACCUCCCUCACCACAGACCCAAACCCUUGUAUGUGCCGGUGACACGGAAUAAUGAGAGCACCUUCUGCACGAGGGAUCAGUACCUGGCACCCCGUGUGGCCUUCAUCACCUGGCUGGUCACCUUCUUCCUGGAGAAGAAGUACAUCAGCAGUGCUGCUUCAGCUCAGACCGCCAAGAACGGCACCGAGGUCAUUCCCAAACUCAUCCAGACUGUCACUGCAGGCAGUAGCAGCCAGGAUAAGGAUAAGACAUCCGACGGGGAUGCAAACGGACCAGCGGGGGAGCCUGAGAAGAGCCACUCCAACAGUAGCACCCUGUCAGACCGCCGAGCCAGCGAUUCCAGUUUGUGUAGCGUGGAGGAGGAGCACCGUCAUGUCUAUGACAUGGUGCAGUCCAUUCUGCUCUCCACCCGGGACAAUGUGAACUUUGUCAACGAGAUCUUCCACCAGGCUUUCCUGUUGCCGUCCUGUGAAGCUUCUGCAACCAGGAAGGUCAUCAAAGUGUACAGGAAGUGGAUCCUGCAGGAGAAGCCCCGCUUCAUGACAGAGCCCGACAGAACUACUCAGGAAGAUGAAGUGGAUGACAGCUCUGAACAGAUGCUCAGCAAGGAGGCAAAUAGCGUGCACACGCAAAUGAUGGAGAGUCACAGUCACAAACGGUCGUCCAGCUGGGGCAGGACCUACUCGUUCAGCAGUGCCAUCAAUCAGGGCUUCAUCACUGAGGAGGAGAACAGGGACAUCAAAGCUGGCAUCCAGCCCACACUACAGGUGUUCCUGACCAAUUCAUCCAACGUGUUUCUGUUGGAGCCAUGCCAGGAUGUACCGAAACUCCUGGAAAAUCAGGUUGAGGUGUGCAAGGGUGUUCUGAGCAUCUACCGGCAUAUGAUCAUGGAGCACACCAUGAACACACAGACAUGGGAGCAGAUGCUGCAGGUACUACUGAGGAUCACUGAGGCUGUGAUGAAGAGGCCACAGGAAAACCAAAGAAAAGACAGCUUUGCUGAAAGUUUAGCAUCUUUGCUUUUUAGGACCAUCAUUGUGGCGUGGGUACGAGCCAACCUGUGCGUAUUUAUCUCCCGGGAGCUUUGGGAUGAGCUGCUGGCAGUGCUGUCCUCUCUCACCUGCUGGGAGGAGCUGGUAACAGAAUGGGCCAGCAUCAUGGACUCGCUUACGGCUGUGCUGGCACGCUCUGUUUACGGCCUGGACAUGGCCAACCUGCCUCUGGACAAACUCAGUGAACAGAAGGAGAAGAAGCAGAGAGGACGUGGAGUGAUCCAGGACUCUCAGAGGGCGGCAGCAGUUGCACGCUCAUUCUCACUAAGCUGGAGGAAUCAGGGGGAGCAGGGCGGGCCGCCAGUACAGGAGCCCAUGAGGAUUCGCUCAGCCACAACUUCGGGAGCACCGGGUGUGGAGAAGGCCCGGAACAAUGUCCGACAGAAGGCCUCGGCUAAGCGAAGCCAGUCCAUCAGCAACUGUGUUCAUCUGUACGAGGCUUUGCCCGCUACUAAAAGUGUCCCUAUGCUGCUCCACACUGUGAGCUCUUUCUUGCCUGGUAUCUCUUCUGGUAACUCUGCUUGCUCUCACAGACUCUCAGAUGUGGAGGAGUGUCAGCUGUCCGAAUGUGGAGGAGAGGAGGAGCUGGGAGGCAGGGAUAGUCCUCUACCACGCAGCAGCAGCACCUCAGACAUCACCCAGCAGCUGUCUGAAACAUUACCAGUCCAGCAGAGAGAGUACUCGCCCACCUCUGAGAGCAGGACUGAGAGCAGUGAGCCACCAGUGAUCCUCAUCCGGCGGACGAGCAGUUCAGCUGAGACAGAGUGCAAUGCAGAGAUACACGCAAACUGCACGAAGCCCAAGCUCAGAGAGAAAAGUGAGAGUGUUAGCAGUGAGACGUCCAACGGCUACCUCAAUGAAGCUGAGGUUACCUGGCAGGCAUUUGAUGAGGAUGCUGAUAAUCAGUCCACACAGUCAGCCCACAUGGAUGUAACAGCUGAUCCUCAGAGCCAGGGGAGUCUGCUGCUCAGCCAUAAUGAAGCUCUAGCAGGUCCUGAGUGUGCUCUCCCUACCCACUCCGCAUCCCCGCCCUACCACCACCACAACCACCAAAACCACUACCACUACCCCCAGAAUCCCCCCGCUUCACCAGCCCUGCUGGUGCCCACAGAGUGCCCACGGGAUUGCCCCCUGGAUGACACCAUGCAUCAGUCUGUCUUACACAUGCCACACCACUUGGACAGCAGUGAGUUCCUGGCUGAUGAUGUCAGCAUCAUUGCUGGCGGGACUCUGACUGGUUGGCAUGCUGAUUCGGCCUUUGUCCUGUGGAGGAGAAUUUUGGGUAUCCUGGGAGACGUCAACAGUAUCCGCUGCCCCAAAAUCCAUGCCAAGGUCUUCUCCUAUCUCUACGACCUCUGGCACAAGCUGGCCAAGAUCCGGGACAACCUUGGGAUCAGUGUGGACAACCAGUCUUCUCCUCCCCAGCCUGCCUUCAUCCCGCCUCUUCGGAUGCUUGCCUCCUGGCUUUUUAGGGCCACCAAGCUGCCAGCAGAAUACAAGGCUGGCAAACUACAGGCCUACAAGCUGAUCUGUGAGAUGAUGACCAGGCACCAGGAUGUGCUCCCCAACAGUGAUUUCCUGGUGCACCUCUACCACAUCAUGCACAAGGGCUUCACUAACGAUGACCCGGAUGUUUUGAACACCAUCAUCCGCUCCUGCUCUCCUCGAUUCUUCUUCCUCGGCCUGCCGGGCUUCACGAUGCUGAUUGGAGAUUUCAUCACUGCUGCCGCCUGCGUCCUCUCCUCUGGCUCAUCAGAGGCACCGAGGGUCGAGGCUCAGACGAUCCUGGGCUCCCUCGUGUGUUUCCCCAACCUCUACCUCCAGAUUCCUAUACUGCAGCGUGUGCCUGGUUCUGAUGACAUCAGUGUAGGCAGCGAGAACAUCAAGAAUUACUUGGUCAACAUCCUGCUGGAGACGGCAACAAAGGAGCACUGUGAGGGGGCGAGGUGCAUUGCUGUGUGCAGCCUGGGCCUGUGGGUGUGUGAGGAGCUAAUGCAAAAGAACAUUCACCACCAGGUUAAAGAUGCCAUCAAUGUUUUGGGAGUGACACUAAAGUUUGGGAACAAAGCAGUGGCUCAGGUAGCCUGUGACGUCUUUCAGCUGCUCAUCUCCCACUGGGAGCAUCUCCAGAGGCUGGAGCCCACUUUCCCAAAGAAAAUUAUUGAGAUCUUUGUGGCCACAAUAGCCUUUUUGUUGCCGAGCGCAGAGCACUCAGCAGUGGAGGCAGACAAAAAGUUGAUGGUGUCACUGCUGCUUUGCCUCUUGGACUGGUGCAUGGCAGUCCCCUUGAGUCUGCUGCUUGAUCCGAUCACCAUGCCUUCGCUGGAAGGGCAGACGGCCCACAAGGCCCCGCUACUGGACUACAUCUACAGGGUGCUGCACUGCUGCGUGGCCGGCUCCAACCUGCACACCCAGCAGAGCCACUAUCUCCUCACUCUGUCAGACUUGCCCAGUGACUAUGACCUCAUGCUGGGUCAGGUUAAGAGCUUUGAGCCACCCCCCUCACAGACAACCACCACAGACUUUGGCAACUUACUCACUGUAGCUGAAGAAACGCGUCGGCGAAUCAUGGAGCUGAUACCACUGACGGCGCGGAUGGUCAUGACACACCUGGUGAACCAUUUGGGCCAUCAUCCGCUGAGCGGUGGGCCCGCCCUUCUCCACAGCCUAGUGAGCGAAAAUCACGACAACCUGUACGUGGAGUCAUCGGAGCUGUCCUCUGAGGUCUUUAAAAGCCCCAACCUGCAGCUUUUUGUCUUCAACGACAGCACGCUGGUGUCCUACCUACAGAUCCCCGCUGAGACGCCCACUGUUGGACAGCCUCUUCACACUUCCUCUCAAGUGCGCGUCAUUGUCCGCGACAUCUCGGGCAAAUACUCGUGGGAUGGUGCAAUCCUCUACUGCACCACGAAUGAAGACUUAGAUGUGGGGGCUUUUAAACCCGUUGACCCUUCCCUUUCUGCAACCACGACAGUCAACCCCAGCAGGAACCCACCCCCCUCUCCAGUAACAGCACCACACAAAAGUCAUUGCUCCAUCUCAGAUUGCCUCUCUAACUCUUGUGAGGACGAUGAGUUUGACGUUCUCGAUAAGCUUUUGGAGGACCUCGGACACAGCAGCCCAGAAUGUCUUCCCCAGCCACGACUUAAGCUUAACCAGCCGGCCCUGUCGCCCCAUGGCAUGAACCUCGAGCAAGAGAACGCCAUCCUGGAAGCCAUUCAUCGUCAGGCUCAGCAGGAGGACGAGCAAGUGAGAAGGUGGGAGGCUGAUGUAAGCUUUCAGGCUGCCUGCCAGAGGGAACCAUCCCACCAGGAACCAAAAGCUCCUUUUUACUUCUGCCGGCUGCUGCUUAAUGAUCUUGGCAUGAACUCUUGGGAUCGCAGGAAAAGCUUCCAUUUGCUGAAGAAAAACUCUAAACUCUUACGGGAACUGAAGAACUUGGACUCGAGGCAGUGUCGAGAGACGCACAAGAUUGCCGUGUUCUACAUCGGAGAAGGCCAAGAAGACAAGUGCUCCAUUUUGUCUAACAGUGCAGGAAGCCAGGCCUAUGAAGACUUUGUGUCUGGGCUGGGAUGGGAGGUGGACCUGGCCACACACUGUGGCUUUAUGGGUGGACUCCAGAGGAAUGGCAGCACUGGUCUAACAGCUCCUUAUUAUGCUACCUCCACUGUGGAAGUCGUAUUUCACGUCUCAACACGUAUGCCAUCGAAUUCUGAUGACUGCCUCACCAAAAAGCUGCGUCACCUGGGAAAUGAUGAGGUGCACAUAGUGUGGUCUGAGCACACCAGGGACUACCGGCGCGGCAUCAUCCCGACUGACUUUGGAGAUGUGCUGAUAGUCAUCUACCCAAUGAAGAACCACAUGUAUUUCAUCCAGAUCAUGAAGAAACCGCAGGUUCCCUUCUUUGGGCCUCUAUUUAAUGGCGCCAUCGUCACUGGGACGCUGCUGCCAAGCUUAGUACGAGCUACCUGUAUCAAUGCCAGCAGAGCUGUCAAGUCCCGGCUGACUCUCUACCAGAGCUUCUACGAGGAGCGAGCGCUCUACUUGGAGGCCAUUGUUCAGAACCACAGAGAGGUCAUGACCUUUGAAGACUUUGCCUCACAGGUUUUCUCCCCCUCCCCUGGCUAUCCUAUGAGUGGGACAGCGUGCAGGCGUUGGCCGGGGAUGGUUUGGGACAUGGAGUACCCCUGGGCCAAACUGGACUGGUCCUUCACCGGCAGCGGAAGCACCGAAGCCGGAAGCAUCACCACGACAACAGAUUCGGUCGACCAGGUGUCUCCCACCAUGCCCCGUGCCACAAAGAACCGAGUUUCUGGAAAACUCCGCCGAUCAGCCAGUGCUAUAAGCAAGUCCUCCAACUGAGCUCUUCAAGCCCACCCCACCCCUCACCCCCCCACCUGAGUGCAGCCUUUAGUCACAAACCAGCCGCGACUGCAAGAAAUUAAUUUUUCUUCUGUUUUAUUUGGUGACAUAGAAACUUUAACUGGAGCAAACUGCAAUUUUAAUUUAAGUGGCAAUCAUAGAUUUUCUUUUUUUUGUCUAUACAUUUCACUUCGUUGUGGUCUUCAUGGAGACGGAUGUGAGAGUAAGCUAUUUAUGUUUCAGCGUAACAACGAGCAGCACAGGAAGCAGCCCGCCACCAUUUUUAUUCCCGUUUUCUGCUGCGCUGGAAAAACACUUGAAGUUCUUACUGUCGUACGGUAAUGGGAGACUGUUUUAGCCUGUUUCUGUAGUUCGUCUGUCCCAGCACUUCAUGUAACAAAGCACUGAUGACACAGCUGUAAAUGACACCAUGCUAAAACUGCACAAGAGUUUGGUAUCCAUUUAUAAACAUGUCUGCCUUUUAUACCUCUUUCUGCAUCUGCCACAGCCUCUGUGUGUCAAACAUAGCAUUUCAGUUAGUGACAGUAUGAUGCUGUCCUGUCCGUGUUGAUGUUCCUACAGUGACUGCUGAAUGGGAAAAGCCUCCCCGGAAUGAUUGGUAUUCUCUGCACUGGUACACGGGCUCCUCGGGUACGGAGGCCCUGCAGUGUGCGCAGCCAGAGGCUUUUUAAUUGUUUUGAGCUCGAAGUGGACAAUCAAUGACGUCUUUCUAACUUGAGCUGAAAUGACAUUUGGUUGUUUUGUUUUGUUUUUUUUUAACCACACUCUAAUUUUCCUUUUUAAAUGAAUUCCAAUGGAUUGUGUCAUUAUUUGAUUUAUGCAAGUGCGCCGGAAUGAGAAAACACUGCGUUUGUAAUUGUUUUCUGAUGUCGUUAACUUGGGCUCAUGUCCGGUAAUUGAAUAAGUUCCUCCUGUCUCUUUCCUCUGCUAUCAGUUUCCCUGUCCUGUGCCGCAAAGACAUCGACAUUCCAACAUUUCCAACAUUCCCAACGAACCGACCGCGGUCUUUGCACGCAGUCUCAUCAGUUAACGUCAGACGUCUUUGUGUUCUUGGAUGUAAAUUGCUUUAAAUAUUAUUUGUUGAUGUGUGUCUGGAUGUUUAUAGAGCGAACUGUUGGAAUUAUUUUGCUGUCUUCAUCAUGUGGUGUUUAAAGGAAAAAUGCCGUCAGAGCCUCAGGUAACUCCAUGCACUGGUGUGUGUGUGUGUGUGUGUGUGUGUGUGUGUGUGUGUGUGUGUGUGUGUGUUUCUCGCAGUGCCUGUGUAAUGUCUGUCUUCUAAGAUGAUGUCCCACAUUAUUUCCAACCCCCCAUAAUCAAGUUUCAUCUUUAUCAUGUGAACCCAACGUCCCAGCUCCUCCCUAGGAAUCUAAAACAAACCCCCCACCCACCCCCCACCCCCAAGCAGCAGCAGAUGGAUUUGGCCUUCAUUUAUAGGUGGUGUGCUGCCACAGUCUUUAUGUCAUUGGCACGAGUGGGACCGAUUCCUCCUCUUUCCCAUGAUCCUCUUCCCGUGUCGUGGCCUCCUGAGGAGGCUGGGUGUGGGUGGCAUGCCAGAGCUGAACUCUUAACAGCCCUCCUAGCAACAGCCAGCCCAGCACUCACACUCCUCCAACCUGCCAGCUCAGGUUGUCAUGGUAGCCAGGUGUCCCCCCCCCCCCCCUCCCACUCACUCACAUAAACACACUAUAGACUCUGACCCUCUGAGGGCUCCACCUAAGCUGCAACACUAUCCCCCAUCUGUUGCACUACUAUGCCUUACUGUCCCCGUGUUCCUCUGUCGGUUUCUCUACCAUCUCACCUCCGGUCUGUUCCCUGAGCAGGAUACGGGGAAUCCACACAUCAGGAGGGCUGACAGAUCUGUGCUUUUUUUUUUUUUUUUUUUUUCCUUUUUUUUUUGGGUGUUGUUUUUGAGGAAUGUAUAGAUAUAUAGGCCUGGAUCACAUCUAUGGUUUUAAUCUUCCCCAAAGCCACUUGAAGGAACCGACCAUGAUGUUGAUCUAAAGAUUGUAGCUUAUAGAAAAUGUCUGUUAAAAGGAGGGCUUGCACCCUCCUCCUAGGAGGAUUAGUCACUGGAGCUGUUAGUUCAGACCAAGAGAAGAUUGUGUGUCUUAUAUGCGUGAAGAAAUUGAGAUAGUCUUAGUUUUAGUAUGCUAUUUUCUUCUCCUUUUAGAAAUCCGUGUACAUUGUGUCAAAUUUGAGGGCUUCAUCGCCCUCUGGAUAUAAAUAUAAUAAUGCCUGUAAUAUAAUCUUUGUAUAAGAGGGGGGAAAAAAGCUUGAAAAUUUCGUCAUUACUUGUCAACAUAUCAAACUGUUUUUAAUGACCGAAGUCCUGCUAUCUUUAUUAGAAAUGUGAAAACUGAAACAUUUCAU